UGUCGUACGUCAUACUGUCAGUAUAAAAGUCAACUUUCCACAAAAAAUAAUUCUUUUUCAUUGCAUCGUUUAUCAGAGCGAGUUUAUUAAGGAAGUAAAAUGUCUAAAAUGCCACCAACCCAGGUGAGGGAAACUAGAGAAAGUUCCUUUUUAAGGGAUUUCUUUGCUGGAGGAAUAGCUGCUGCCAUAGCUAAAACUUCUGUGGCUCCCAUUGAACGAGUAAAGUUAAUUUUACAGGUGCAGGCAGCCAGCAAACAAAUAUCAGCGGAAACUGCUUACACAGGAAUAAUCAAUUGUCUUGUACGUAUCCCAAAAGAACAAGGAAUUUUAAGUUAUUGGCGAGGAAAUUUGGCCAAUGUAAUACGAUACUUCCCCACUCAAGCUUUAAAUUUUGCCUUUAAGGAUGUUUAUAAACAAUUCUUUAUGGGCGGAAUCGAUAAAAGGACCCAAUUUUGGAAAUAUUUUGGCGGUAAUUUAGCUUCAGGAGGGGCUGCCGGAGCCACUUCUUUAUGUUUUGUAUAUCCCCUUGAUUAUGCAAGAACUCGAUUGGGAGUUGACGUAGGACAGAGUACCAAAACAAGACAAUACCAUGGCUUAAUUGAUUGCCUUGCCAAAACUUUCAAAACUGAUGGGCUAAUUGGUUGGUACAGAGGAUUCUUGGUUUCUGUGCAAGGCAUAAUUAUUUAUCGUGCUGCCUAUUUUGGUAUGUUUGACACUAUCAGGGGUUUGAUUGCUGAUCCCAAAACUACUCCGUUCAUUGUUUCAUUUAUUAUUGCUCAGACUGUAACCUCAAUUUCUGGAAUCCUGUCCUAUCCAUUGGACACUGUAAGAAGACGAAUGAUGAUGCAAUCAGGACGUGCCAAGGGUGACAUUAUGUACAAAAACACCUUCGAUUGCUGGUACAAAAUUUUUAAAAAUGAAGGGCCCAGUGCUUUCUUUAAAGGCGCUUUAUCCAAUGUCCUGCGUGGUACAGGUGCAGCUCUUGUACUUGUCUUCUAUGAUGAAGUUAAAGCAUUUUUGUAAACUCGACAAUAAUAAAGAGCAGUGGGGAUAUGGGAACAAGCAAUAAACUCCCAAAAUCAAAAGGGAGUACUCAAAUUUAGGAGACUAAGAUAAAAAGGCUGUCGUCUUAUAUUUUAUAGACAUAUAUUUCAGAGAAAAUGUAUUAGUCAAAAUUUAAAAUAAGCUUGUGUACAGAACAAACUACACUAUGCAAAAAUAAAUAAUAAAAAGAGGUAAUGCAAUAUUAGUUUUAAGUCUUUAUAAAAUAUCUGUUAAUUAUCUACUGAUAAAAUUAAGACUGAAAAAUAUAUUACAUGUUUUUAUUUUCAAAA
Messenger RNA from Psylliodes chrysocephalus, 1334 nucleotides. Lineage: Eukaryota; Metazoa; Arthropoda; Insecta; Coleoptera; Chrysomelidae. The record is from the annotation of a GenBank genome assembly.